Messenger RNA from Ectocarpus sp. CCAP 1310/34, 2208 nucleotides. The record is from the annotation of a GenBank genome assembly. NCBI's taxonomy places the organism in Eukaryota, Phaeophyceae, Ectocarpales, Ectocarpaceae.
GCAGUACAAUCUAGCACAGCACCCGCGGCUUCGAGCUUGUCUAGCACGGCACCCAGUUCGGUGGGACCACGAGGCCGUAAGUGGCGCAUAGGAGCUGAGCGUGGCAAUUGCCGCGCAAUCGGGCUGUGCUUGAAAAGAGAAAAGGGCUUGCGGCGCUACUUACUCUGCGGCAGACUGUUGCCAGUCUACCAAUAAGGUGUGUGCAAAGAACGGCAACUAGCGUACGUCUCCUCUUGCGAUGCCUCGCCCUUCAGGGUUCACGGAAGCUGAACUUGCGGCAGCGGCAUGGCGGCGGAACAUGAAGAACAAGGGAGCAAACGCGCAGGAUGUCGAGCAGCGAGAGCGGAGCGCUCAAACAGAGCGCGGAUCGGAGCGCAACGCGGAGCGCAAGUCAGAGCGCAGAGCAGAGUCUAAGUCUUCCUCCUCCGGAAGGAAGAAAAAGAAGAGCAGCAGAGACAAGGACGGCAAGAGCAAGAGGGAUGCCGUGGCGAGGAAAUCGAUCAGAAAAAGCAAGUCCAAGCGGCGAGAACGCAAGAAGCGCGGGGGCAGAAGCCGCAGCGUCAGCAUGGGGAGCGUCGACUCCCUCGGGCGGCAGCGCGUGAGGCGCCGCCGUCGCCAUCGUUCCCCGUCGGCCGGCGGCAGCGGUAGCAGCAGCCCUAGCCGGCAACGCCGCAGAAGAAGGCGCGAGCAAAGAAGGGGACGCCCCCCCGCCUCCGGCAGAAGAAAGCCGGCGGACGACGAUGAUGACGAGGAGAUGAACGACUUGGAGAAGGAGUUUGGUUGGAGGGGGAUGCANGGCGGGGGGGGGAGAGGCUGGAGCAGCGCCAGUAGCAGCGGCAGUAGCAGCGGGAGAAGCUUGAGCAGCGACGGUCGGGUGUUCGUCGAGGACGCGGAUGGGGCAAGAGACGUGGAGCCACAAGCCGCUGGGGCCGAGGAUCCAAUGGCCAGGGUCGGACUGCUCGGGAUGCUGGGAUCAACAGACGAUGUCCCGUCGGACCCUCGAAGGCCAGACCACGACGACCGGGACGCGCGGUGGCGAGGGGGCAGGGCGGGCUUUCCCCCGGGAGCGCGAACCGGCAUCGGAACCUCCACGGCCAGAGGCAGGGGGGCGAGCGGCGAAUCGUCGAGCGAGCUGGCGUGGAAGAGAGCUUGUCUUCGCGACCGACGGGAGCGAGGGCAGCGGGGGCACCGUAGCGGAGACUCGGAGGACGGGGAGCGGGAGGAGUUACAUGGCCGAGGGAGGAGGCGGACCAGGAGGAGAAGUCGAAGCCCGGGGGGUGAGGAGGUCGCACGGAGCCUCAGCAGAAGCAUCAGCCGGGAGAGACGAACAAGGGCGAGUAGCCGGAGUCGAAGCGCCAGCUUGCGAAGGAGCAGGAGCCGCGACAGGGCCGUCACCGGGCUGCUGGACGAGAUUAUGGGCAAGGUUAAUCCUGCCGAUGUCGCUGAGACGUGGACCCACGACAUGUACGAAGAGACGGCGGGGGCGGACAGCCCUCCACGGCCGAGUCUACCUCCCGGGUACAAACCCGAGCCUGAGGCGUGGGUCAGCCGUGCCGGGGGGGUAUACUUGCCUCUCAAGCCGCCUGCGUGAACACCACCACGGGAAGCGCUGGUGUUCUUUUCAUUUGGGAAUCCCCGUUGAAGCGUAGGGCGAGAGGCUCCCGGCGGGGGAAAGGGUUGCUUGUUGAAGCAGACGCUGGCCGAUUUUGCCGUGGUAAAGGCAGUCGUUGUUGGUGCUCGCUAUACGCGCUGAUGUAAUCUCCGCGCAUAGGUACCGUCUAGCGAUGGCGUCUAAGGCAGGCAGUCGCCAUACUCCCAAGACAUGAUUUGGUUGACGUCUACGGUCUGUCGGGAGCACAAGGACGAUCUUGUCAGGAAACCUUUCGAGGAGACACAACAGCAGUCCGAUCGCGCGGUCCGGGUAGAUGAACCGCGCUCCUUGUUCUCGGGCAUGGUUUGCUUGCUGCCCAUGGCGUGGUCUUCAAGGUGUUCCCGUCAACGCGUUGUCUCGGUUAAUCGCCUGGUCAGGCUCGUCGUCGGAGUUAGUUGGCCCGGCCGAUCUAUUCUGGUAAGAUAAUGUUGUUGGCACCUUUGGUUUUGUUCGAGGUGGUUGCGAGACGCCAUGGCCUUGAUUUGAUGUAUGUACGCAAACGCCCGUUGGUCUUAUGUCGUCGAAACCUUGGUACUUAAAAGUAUCUGACUUUUUUU